AGGGAGGCAACCUACUCAGUGCCUAUGCGCAAGUGAUCCGGCUCUGCUUGCGGCCCUAUAUAAAUGACAAGCAAAAUAGUUAAUGUUUUCAGUAACUCGUAAGUACGGCACUAAGUCUUUAGUUUGUUUCCAACAAUAACCCAAGAAAUUUUAUCAGAGCUCUUAUAUAAAUAGUAGGUGUAACUUACAGUAGAUAUGAUGGAAGAUAACGUUAGCGACUGCGCCGAAUCUCAGGAGGAUUUUCCACUACAUCUUGAAGAGUCCAUCAAAAGUAUCAUCAAGAAAGAAGGGUUCAUUAAACACCAGGUGACGAGGAAUUUGCUCCCUACUGAAGGCGGUAGUUUUCUCGGCAGACUCUACACAGUGACAGUACAAGGAACGACGAGGGAAGGUGACAAACAGACAGAUAUAUUCAUAAAGCACAUCUUGUCCUGCGAAAAGUUGAAGUCCACAUUUGAUGUACACCACGCUUACGAGACAGAACUCUACGUUUACAAGGAACUGUCGAAAAUAUUUACUGAUCUGCAAAACGACGCUGGUAUAACCGUAGAAGACCGAUUCAAAAUGGUCAAAAGCUAUGACGAAUCCAGUUUAAAAGCUAUUAUACUCGAAAAUGUUUCUUUGAAAGGUUACAAAACUUGCUCCAGGACGUAUGUAGCUUCAUUAGAAGAUGCAGAAUUCUCGAUGAAACAACUGGCCAAGUUCCACGGUCUAUCUUUCGUCCUAGGAGAGAGAAGGCCAGAUUAUUUUUCGCGAAAUAUAAAAGUGAAUCAAGGUCCGUUCAUUUUUAACGAGACAUUCGCUCAUUCAGCUCGGAAUAUCGCCGAAAUUGCCAUUAAAUAUAUUAAAGAGGAAUCGAGGCAGAGAAUGGAGACAUUUUUGAAAUGUUUUAUGACAAAAUGGAAGCGUUAUGCACUGGAUACAACAAAGACAAAGUGUUGUCUGUGUCACGGUGACUUCCGGCUCAACAAUAUUCUGAUGCAACACGAGGACAAUAGACUAAAAGACGUGAUCCUGAUCGACUACCAGCUGUCAUGUUACGGGUGCCCCAUCGACGACCUCCUCCACUUCAUAUUUACUGGAACAGACCAGGAGUUCAGGCGGAAACACUUGACCCAUUUAAAAGACUUGUACUACGCAAGUCUGGGCGAGUUUUUGGGAAAAUUUAAUCUGGAUUGUGAAAAAGUUUAUCCGAGAGAUGAGUUUGAGAAGGAUUUUAAAGAGAGAUUGGAUUUGGGGUUAAUAUACGCGUUGUACUUCCUGCCUUUCUUCUUGGCAGCUGAAGGGGAGAUCCCGGACCUGGCCGAGACCUCUAUUGCGGAUAUGGACUUUAAAGUGCUCGAGGACUUACCGCUUAGGAUGCAGGGCAUCGUGGAUGACUUCGUCUCGUGGGGAUAUUUGUAAAGCCAGCGGCGUCUGAGCAUGCGCUCUAUAGGCUCCCGUGGUUACUACGCAUGUUAUAUUUUUCACUUUUUGUUUGUGCUAUUGAUGAUUUAUUAAAACCUUGUUUAAAAUUAAGUAAUUACUCACAAAAAGGAUUUACUCACAUGCUAAUGCGAUACUUUGACCAAACCCUUGUAUGAUUGAGAAUAUAAGUACAUAAAUACAAUAGUUAGGGAAGUAAGUGAAUCAAUAAGGUAAUAUAUUCCCAAUGUGCGUAGUCAGAGGCAUGCAUCGUAUAAGGUACUAAGAACCCGCGUUCUCUGUGGUCCAGUGGUUGAGCGUUGGGCUCACGAUCCGGAGGUCCCGGGUUCGAAUCCCGGUGGGGACUUUUGGGAUCUCCUUGCAUGAUAGUCUAUAUUUGACUUAAUUCCCUGCAUGUUAUAAUACACAAGACGACCUUUUAAUAACCCGUGUACUAUGGCGGAGCUCCGGACGGCGUAAAGUUUGCGGACGAGUUGAGUGCAAACUUAAAGUAUGGACUAUAUAUAUGCUCAUACUUGUAUGGCACGCGUUUCGCGCCCUCUUUGCCCUUCCAACCUUCUCCUAUUCCGCGGUUAUGAGCUACGUUACGUUAAUUAUAUAGUAUACUGCACUUCCCUAUAUUUGGAGUUUAAUUUCUCUUGGUGUGUGUCUGUGUGUGUGUGUGAAGAGGCUCGGAGUGCGCCACGAGAGGACAGGGCGUGACCUCUCAACAAUGCAAUGGAUUACUCGCCUAUAAUCACUGGUCCGAAGUAUACUCAACUUCUCAAUUUGCCUGCAAAUUAAAUACGUACAGUCGGCUGCUUUUAGUCGGCGGCAUUUAGUUGUAAAUGCCGUGCUACAUGGCCACAGUUAUAUUCAAUAUUCUUUAUUUGCAUCAUAUAAUGGUGUACAAGUUUGUAAGUUACAUAUGAGUUUCACAUCACAGACCCUUUCGGGCACAACAAAAUAGAAAUUUAAAAGAGAGAAGGAUGCUUUUGAAAUAGGAACAUCAGUAUCAUUAAGGUUUUCACUAGUGUUGUAAUAACAUUUAUUAAUUAGAAGUUCUGAAGAUGCAGUCGGCUGGCAUAAAAAAAACGCGCCAAAAAUCUGCUAAUUAGUAACUUAGCAGUAGAUCAGAUCGCUAGAAAUGACCAUUUGUUUACAUCAGUAAUAAGCAGUGGGAUUAACGGCUUCACGUGCCUUUCGAAGCACAGAAUCACCUUAUUUUCGGUCAGUUAAAUGAUUUCAGUCUACAAUAUUCUGAUGUCACACUAACUGAAAUUAACACUAAAGUCGCAGAAAAUUAUCAUUUUAGCCAAAAUGCGAACGGUUGCAAUUGGGUUACAAUUAUGAAAAACGACAGUGACCAUGUUAAACAUACGGGCAUACGUGUGGGAUCAAGAAAAAGACGGUAUCUGUCAGAUAUGGGAUUGAAAUGUCACCUCAUGUCAAGGUACAUUUUUAUCAUUGCCACUUUCGCUUUUCGAAAUCGUUUGCAACUUGGAGCAUCUAUCAUUCUAAUCCAGUUAUGUUUAAUGAGGUAUAAUAUCAAAGCGGCAAUCUGCCCUCUUUUCAUCCGUUUAUGGAACGUAAUGACAUGACCAGUGGGCGGCCAUUUUGCCAGGAACGGGAAAGAGGCCGUCCAUAAAUUACGUGAUAUUGAUGAUUUUGGGAACCAUUGGGGAGAGAGAUGUCGUAGGAUUUCUCUUGACUAAAUCUUGGCGUUUACGAUGCUGUUGGGGCUGCCGAGAUAUUGCGGUAGGUACGUCCGGCAUGUUUACGCAGCCAAGUACAGAUGGCUUCCAUGCCAUCAUUAGGAGAAAAACUGCAUCUUUACUGCACCGGGUCCGGACCAGCUCCAACAGUCUCUUAAACGUGGUGGCGGACAGAUUGACUGCCCCAUUGUGAGGCAUUGGAUUGACAUCCAUGUCUCACACUAGGUUUUUGUCAUGUGAAAUUAAUAUGUGAUUACUAACAUAGUAUAAGUCCCUUACUAACCAUUAUGGAUGUACAAA
This is a messenger RNA of Pectinophora gossypiella (pink bollworm), 3419 nucleotides long. RefSeq lists its product as uncharacterized. NCBI's taxonomy places the organism in Eukaryota, Metazoa, Arthropoda, Insecta, Lepidoptera, Gelechiidae. The transcript is spliced from 2 exons. The coding region runs from base 196 to 1404 and encodes 402 amino acids. The record is from RefSeq and is a predicted model, not a curated record.